AAUUCAAUACAAUAAUGGCAUCAUCAUCGGAGAACUUUCUGCCAAACGAUCCAUGGACCCACCGGCCGCCGUUUUCCGACUCCUGGAUUUCUCAAUCCCUUAACAUAGACAACCAAGUUCUUAUCUCCAACCAUCCUCAAACUGUCUCUUCAGUCGAAAGACCAGAAUUAACCGGUCUCAAACGACCUAACUCUGUUAUUAUCGGUAAGAAGAAGAAGAAGAUGCACAAAUCGAAGGGGGACACGACCACUUUGAUCAUGACUGAUCUGGCCAAUUUCCGGGAGAUGGUACAACAGGUCACCGGGGAGAGAUUCGCCGGUAAUUGGCCGGCGGCGGCACCUUUGAAGCCUGAACCGCAGAGAAUGGUUAAUCACGGCUUCAUGCAGCAGGGAUAUCUGCCAACUCUUGAUACGUCCACUUUUCUUCUCAAGAGUACCAAAUACCAUCGAUUGGAAGAAGGAGAUCAGAUUACUGUGUCGCCGCCGUCAGCGACGGUGGCGACGGCGGGACUUUCCUGUUUUCCCACUCUGGAGUCAUGCUCGUGGAAGGUUCUGUAAUCAAAUUCUGCUUACUUUUCUUUUUGUAUUUUCAAUUACGAAAUAAAUUAUAUUUU
Messenger RNA from Impatiens glandulifera, 613 nucleotides. RefSeq names its product calmodulin-binding protein 25-like. Gene Ontology annotation, cellular component: nucleus. The record is from RefSeq and is a predicted model, not a curated record. Bases 15 to 557 code for a protein of 180 amino acids. Gene Ontology annotation, molecular function: calmodulin binding. The transcript has a single exon. Lineage: Eukaryota; Viridiplantae; Streptophyta; Magnoliopsida; Ericales; Balsaminaceae. Gene Ontology annotation, biological process: response to osmotic stress.